Messenger RNA from Salpingoeca rosetta, 665 nucleotides. RefSeq lists its product as uncharacterized. Bases 195 to 665 code for a protein of 156 amino acids. The record is from RefSeq and is a predicted model, not a curated record. The transcript has 4 exons. Lineage: Eukaryota; Choanoflagellata; Craspedida; Salpingoecidae.
UGCUCUUCCAAUUUGCAUCCCAAUGCCAUGCAAUUGGCAAAACCACGAAACACAAACAACGACGACGACGAAGAACGAACAAGGAGAAGAGUGAGGAGAAGCAAAGAGGAGCGUGAGAGAAGGGGACACACCCACCACAGCAGCAAACAAACAAACACAACGCACACGUUGCACACGGACGGACGACAAACGCCAUGGCUGGGGUGGAUGAUGAUACUGCGCUUGCGUUUUGGGUUGCAGAGGAGAAAUCCAACGCAGCCCAGGCCGGUCAGGCCAGAAGAGCAACACACGCAACGGAGGCACAAGAGCUGUUCACACUCGAUUCAAGAUUUCUCUUCACCCUAAAGUUCCUUGGACGGGUGUCUGGUGUGCGACGAUCAGGGAGUGAGCUGAUUGAGUACAUUGAUGAGCAGAAGCUUCAAGGCAACGUAGCACACGUGGCAACUGCCCAGGACGCCGUGCGCAUGUGUCUCACACGCUACGGUGUCAAAGUCACGGACAUCAACGAAGAGAACGUGAUUGUGGUUGAGACUGGCAAGACCGAUUCGGACACGUGUGUGUACUUUUUGUACCAGGCGCGAAGCGAGGAUGAGGCCUCGCGUGUGUGCGCCGUGUUUGGCAAAGCUUUCCACCUCCUCCAAGCACACGUCAACUCCCCCACCUAA